AUGGAGAAAAGUGGCCAUGAAUGCGGCUGCAGCGGGGUGAGGAAUGAGUGCCGAAUUCCUGAAUGGGAUGAACCCGAUUAUACCGAAGGUGCAUGCUAUGCUGUGAUCUGGCAAUUCCUUCUGCGCCGCAGCAAUGCGCAAGAGAUGUGGCGCACAGAAGGCUUCGUGCAUUUGCACAUGGGCUUCGCCGGCAAAGCCUCGGGUCCCUGUACCGAAGCCUUUGGGCCGAGCUCGUCGUUUUGGACGCCGAGCUGGACCGUGGAUGCCGAUGCUCGGGGUUUUGCGUUGACGUUCUGCCUUCUCCUCUUGCUCAUUCCCUCCUGGAUGCUGGGCUACACCUGGGGAGCUCGUCGUGGCAAGGGCCGCAAGCAGCUGUCAGCGCCGCUGAUGGCCGUUUAG
This is a messenger RNA of Durusdinium trenchii, 399 nucleotides long. NCBI's taxonomy places the organism in Eukaryota, Dinophyceae, Suessiales, Symbiodiniaceae. The record is from the annotation of a GenBank genome assembly.